CCUGCGUAAUUGCACAGGCAACGUGCAAGGCGUUCAAAGCGAGCGGCGAGGAGGCCACGGUCGGGCACCGCGUGUCGCGCAGGCGCGAAGGGAGGGGCGCCGGAGCCGCUGUCAUGGCCUGCGUCAACCCCGUGCCUAAACUCUACAGAUCUGUAAUUGAAGAUGUAAUUGAAGGAGUGCGGGAUCUAUUUGCUGAAGAAGGUAUAGAGGAACAAGUUUUAAAAGACUUGAAGCAGCUCUGGGAAACAAAGGUUUUGCAGUCUAAAGCAACGGAAGACUUCUUCAGAAAUAGCAUCCAUUCACCUUUGUUCACCCUUCAGUUGCCAAACAGCUUGCACCAAACAUUGCAGUCAUCAACAGCAUCAUUAGUUAUUCCUGCUGGUAGACCUCUUCCCAGUUUUACUACAGCAGAACUGAGCACCUCAAACUCUAGUGCAAGCUUCACUUUUCCUGGUUAUCCUAUUCAUGUACCAGCAGGUGUGACACUACAGACUGCAUCUGGUCACCUUUAUAAAGUCAAUGUACCAAUUAUGGUGACACAGACUUCUGGAAGAGCAAGUAUUCUCCAUCCAAUUCAGCAAGUAUUUCAGCAGCUUGGGCAGCCUUCAGUAAUCCAGAGCAGUGUUCCACAACUGAACCCACGUUCUCUCCACGCGACUGCUGAAAAACCAAAGAGAAUAGAAACUGUGCUCCAGCAACCCACAAUUCUUCAUUCUGGGACAGUGGAUAGGAAACAUUUAGAAAAUGCCACCAGUGAUAUACUUGCACCUCCUGGAAAUGAGCAUGAAAUCAUGUCUGAAGCUUUGUUGAGUCAGCCGGAAAGCUCUCAGUAUAUCCGUCUUCCGGGUGUUGUGUUUCCUCCACAGGUCUCUCAGACACACGUGCAUGGGGAGCCAGUGCUUGGUGUUGCAGGCAGCAUGACUCAGAAUCUGAAUGGUGGGCCCCUCUCCACUGGCCGACAGGGGGCCCAGCACCAGCACAUGUCUGAUAUUCAGCUUCGUGUUCUUAAAAAUAGGAUGUUUGGAUGUGGUUCUGUAAAGCAGCCAAGAAAUACAGAGGAGCCCAGCAGCCUACCUGUCUCAGAGAAGGAUUCUAAUUCUCAGAUGGAUUUAAGCAUUCAGGUAAUGGAUGAUGAUAUUAAUGAAAUAAUUCAAAUAGAUGGAACUGGUGAUACAUCUUCCAAUGAUGAAAUAGGAAGUACAAGAGAUGUAGAAGAGAAUGAAUUUCUAGGGAUUAUUGAUGCAGGAGACCUAAAGGUACUUGAAGAAGAAGCUGACAGUAUAUCAAACGAAGAUUCAACUGCCAACAGUAGUGAUAAUGAAGAUCCUCAAAUAGACGUUGUAGAAGAGGACCCUUUAAAUUCUGGAGAUGAUGUUAGUGAGCAGGAUGUGCCAGACCUGUUUGACACGGAUAAUGUAAUCGUAUGCCAGUAUGACAAGGGUGCUCCACAGGAUCCUUCACUUACAGAAGGGCCCAUUCAGCUGAGAACAAGUGCCAAGCAAAUGACUAAUCACUCCCCCUCCAGAUGAAGGGCUGAGAGUGAGGAGGGGGAUGGAAGUCCAAUGCCCCCUGGGCCCACUAGGAAAGAUGAAUCUGCAAUCCUCAUUAACUUCAGAUGUGGGGCAAUUAUGCCCUGCUGGUAGGCACUAUUCUUCUUAAAAUCAUAACUAACAUAAGUUAAUGGCCCCAUAAUAAAAAUACUGUGCAGCUGUCAUGUGCACAUGCUGAAAUGUGAUGUGUGAAAGGAAUC
Zalophus californianus (California sea lion) is the source of this 1750-nucleotide messenger RNA. It is a transcript of the gene GTF2A1L, whose product is annotated as general transcription factor IIA subunit 1 like. The transcript has 9 exons. Gene Ontology annotation, cellular component: transcription factor TFIIA complex. Lineage: Eukaryota; Metazoa; Chordata; Mammalia; Carnivora; Otariidae. The record is from RefSeq and is a predicted model, not a curated record. Bases 114 to 1529 code for a protein of 471 amino acids. Gene Ontology annotation, biological process: transcription by RNA polymerase II; transcription initiation at RNA polymerase II promoter.